AUGCGAGACCGAAAUCUCGUGGGUGAACCAGUUGUCGCGGCGACGAAGAAGAAAAAGAAGAAAAAGAGACACCUGGAGUCGGGUCGAUACAAACGGAGCCCGAGCUGGUUCCGGAUAAAGGUGAGAGCAGGUGUUUUACUAAGGAGGAACGAUAAUAGGAGGUUGGAUGUAGAUCAGAAGGAGGAGGAAGAAGAAGAGGCGGAGGAGGGGUCGAGGAAUUUUGGAGUGGAUAGCGAGACGACAGAUCUCGAGGAAAAGGAAGAAAAAACGAGAAGAAGAAGGCCGGGAGUUGUGGGGGUCACCACGGGGGCGGGGGUGGGUUUGCCCCUGCUUCUUCUGGUCGUCGGUGUUCUUGGUAAUCAAGCGUGCACGACGACGGCUGCACCGGUGGUUUCCGAUCCGCACGUGUCCCUCGAUGCUACGCCUCCUCGUCUUCUGCCUCGAUCAACGGACCGUUCAUCGUCGUCGUCGUCAUCAUCAUCGAUAUUGUCAUCAUCGUCGUUCCCGUCUUCCUUUCGAAGAGCCAUUUACAAGGGUCGAUUUUCCAAUCACCAUCCGGAGAACCCAACCUACGAGAGCGCCUCGAAGGGAGAACUGGAUUAUCACGAGGUAUCGUUGCUACCGGGCGAACGAGAAGACCCGAACGGUCUCGACGGGGAUCGGUUGCUCUCUGCCUGGGAACGAACGAGAAUCGAUACCAUCGGAAAGAAGGAUCCUUCUUCCCCUGUAGUAGCAGGCGGAAGAGGAGGCGAAGAAAGUGAAGGAGGCGGAAAAGAAGGAAGAGGAGGAGGAGGUCUGGCUCACGAGAGGACCAAGUCGAGACGGCGACAGGUCGCCGCAGUGAGCCUGCUCGAUGAUCGAGGAUCAUCCUCUUUAAGCCCCGUCGAACCAUACCAAUUGGCUACGAGAUUUUUUCGUCCUGGUAACACGGAACCAUCUUCGAUUCAUAUCGACGGAGUCGAACCAGAAAUUCGUCGAGGCGGUAUUAUCUUUACCGCGAGCGAAACAACUGGCAGUGACUCAACAGUGAGAUUAUGGGCAACGACGUCAACGACGACGACAACGACGACGACGACGACGACGACGACGACGACGAAGACGACUACGAAGACGACGACGUUAACAAGAAGAACAGCAAAAACGGCGACUACGGUAACUACGGUACUACCAGUCCCUUGGACUAACACGUCGUUUCGUUUGGUUCAUCGAACUGUGCCUAGAUUAUCGGACGACGAAAGUGUAAAUUCGGGUAAAUCCGCUGGUAGACGCAACAGGAAGGCUAAAGACGAAGAAAAAGUGGUAGAGGUAGAUAUCUCGUCUCGUAAAGACGACAGGGAUAGGUUCGCGUUCGCGGGGGACCGUAGUAGUGGUGAGGUCAAAGGUGGUGGUGGUGGUGUCGUCGAGUGGACCACAACAGUCGCCAGGCCGAUGUCAGCGUGGUCGUAUCCUGAAGAUGAGGAGUCGGGAGCUGGAAACGUAAGGACACGCUCGAGGCCGAAAGAGGCGGCGAGCGAGGACAAGGAGGCCGAGAGUGGCGAAGAACAGGUCAAGGUCACGGUAACAGAAGCCAAAGGCUCAUCGUCUACGUCGACUACGGCAAGGACCACGAACACGUCGCCGACGACCACACAGUUACCACCACCGAGUCAAGAUACCUCUAUGGAAGCACUGAACGCGAGUAGCUACAUACUGUCAGUGGUGCUCGUCUUGAUAGUCGGGGCACUGGUGGGUGUCCUGGCGACGGUAUCUCAUCAUCUUCAUCAUCGUCGACUGCUACUGCACGAGCCAGCCUCCGCCUCGAUCUUGCAUCACCAUCGGCAACAUCAUCACCGCCAUCACCAUCAUCAUCGUGAGGAACUCCCAGCGUCGCAUCAACGACGUCUCCUGCUGCAGGAUCACCACCGUCACCCUGGCACACCGAUGCUGUCGGUGAGCCCAGGAAUGGAGGUAGGCAACAGCGGUCAUGGUGGCCUCGGCGAUAGACUAGAGGGUGAGCCAAACUGUGGUAGUGACGUGAUGGACGGUGGCGGCGGCGGCGGCGGAGCCACUGACGGGAUACAGGAAGCGAUGGUGGCCGCAGCGAGAGACCGGGCGAUCCGAUCUGGAAGUGUUCGGCAGGACCUCGCCCUCGAUCUACCCCCGCGGCUGCAACUUCCAGAUGGCGAGGAACGUCCUUACGGAGCACAUACCGCCCUUCACCUACGCGACCCGGAGCAGGAGAGCGAGAUUUACCAGAAGUGUGUGCGACCACCACCAAACCGGACGGUGUUCGACAGCGAGAGCCCUCCGCCUUACCGAAGCCAGUCCGCGUUGCUGGACGCGCCGGAUCGUAUAGUCCGGUGCCACAGCGCCGGCAGUUCCUUGUUGAGGGUGUUCCGGAAGUUCCCUAGUCCUGGGAGCUCGACGCCUGCCGUAGUGGUGCCGCCGCCGCCCAGACGACCUACCUUGUCCAGUUAUUCCGAAUCUAGUAGCAACUUGAGCAACCUGUCCAGCCUAACGAUGGUUCCCUGCGAGACCGACGAGAGUCAGCAACAAGAACAACAACAACAGCAGAAACCGCGCGUCUGAUCCGAGGCACGGCCAAGAAGAAGAGCGCUUGAGGUCACGCAGCAAACAAGCCCAACGACGUCGAAUAGCAGCGAAUUCCUCGAGGUCGACGGACGACGAAGGAUCUCGUGGAAGAGGCGACGAGCCAUUCCAAAAAUCGUGGCGGGACAACGAGAAGAAAAGACAGAGGAACGGGUCGACGACACACGGCACAAGGACGCUGCUGUUGCCUCUGAUACUGCCAGCAAGGUUGUCGUACUUGUUCUGCCCUCCUCGAGAAUUCUCGACCCGUCGAGGAUCCCUCAAGACUGACUCGCAGGAGAAACGUUCGUACGGGUUCGGCCAGCUGACGAAUACGUCUACCACGUUGUUACUACGGUCGUGGAUCGGCUGCGCGGAGAAUCUCGCCGACAGAUAAAAAACGCUACCACCUGAGAGAGGAGAAGAGAAGUUGAAGAGAAGAAUUUCAUACGACGAUCCUCCUCCUGUAACAUCCUACUUGUACCACCGCCGCAGCUGUAGAUCCUCCUUUGGACCGCGCAGCUUUGGAUGAUCCUUCAGCUUGGUUUUUUUUUUUUUUUUGGAACAGCGUCCUCGCCCGGGGGCUGACGAAGAUGAAGAGAGAGAAAGAAGGAGGGAGGAAGAGUGCUGCUUUCGUGGGUCUGUUCCCUUCGGUGCUUCCGGUGCUCGAUACCUUGCGAUACAUCGGCCAGUCUCUAGCCUAGAUCUCAGACGAUUCCAAAGUUAUUUAGAGACAAGGUUAGUUUAUUAACGCAGCUAAUGAGAUUGGAUUAGGGUGAAUUGAGGGUGGGCCGUUGAGGCACCAAACGAAUCGGAUCGAAAACGAAUCAGUCGAAGCGUGUACGAAAGCGAGAAACGGAUAAGAAUGGAAAUAAAGAGGGACGAUAGAAAAAAAGAAGAGAGAAGAAAAAUAGUAAAAUAGCGAGGCCUAUGAAGAAUUUAAGAGAGAAUAGACGCAAAGGUACGAUCCGUAAAGCAGCACCAGCCACGAGUAACGCAGAGAGUGACAUAUUUUGUUCCUGGGGGGGAAACACGAGACACCAUGAAGCAAUGUACGUGAUAGGAAGCUGGCCAUGGGAAAAUACACGAUGUAGCAAUUAGAAGCCGACAGAGUUUGCUGCCCGUUUGCUGCCGACCCAAGACGCGAUACCACAGACCAACGGGACGAUAUUUCUCAUCAUCGAGUUUCGUUUCGCUGCGAAAAAGACUUAGUAAAUUAUUUAUUGGCGAUAAUUCGCGAUGGAGCGUGUCUUUGUAGAGAGAGAGAGAGGGAGAGAGAGAGAGAGAGAGAGAGAGAGAGAGGCACACGACGAAGCGGAGAAAACGUGGAGAAGCGGACAACGCUGCGACACACGCUAGAAUAAAAUGAAUGUAUCCGCGCGUGAAUGAUUCGCGUCAAUUGUUUGCGUUUCUGUGUAUGUAUGCAUGUAUGUACGUAUGAAUGUAUGUAUGUAUGUAUGAUGUGCGUGUGUAUGCGUGUAUGCGCGCGCGUCCGUGCGUGAAAAUACGUGGAGCACGUAUCCGUGUGAAAAACGGGUCCAGAAGUGAGAAGAAAUGGAGAAAGAUAGAGAAUCGAAGAAAGGGAGGAAGAGCGUGGUAACAUCAUCGAGAGGAACGCGUGACGCGAAGGGCGAAAAGGAAAGGGAUUUUCUGAAUGACUGAUACGGCGCGAUUCUAUGCAAGGCUGUGUGUAAAUGAAAAAUGAAGAAAAAAAGAAAGAAACGAAUGAAAGGAAACCAGAGAGAGGAAAAGUAGUGCCAAGAGCGUUAAUAAAAAAAAAAAACAAAAAGAUGAUAACGAUGAUGGUAAUGAAACAAUGUAAAUAUUAGGUUAGGUAGUUCAAUAUCGAUAUAAUUAUUACGACUAAAAAUGAUAUGCUCUAUAUACUUGAUUAAAAAGUAAUAAACCUUUACACCACGCAUAAACACGAGUUAGACGGGCCGUACGAAAUCGCCAUGGGACACGCGUUACGCUUUUCGACGAGGCCUCUGUGACAUUUCUUCUGGAUAUGAAAGAACGAAAGAAAGUAAGAAAGAAAGAAAAAAAAGAAACGAAACGAAACAUAAUAUUUGACAAAAAAAAAAGAAGAAAAUCGCUCUCGAGCAUCACGAUCGAUACUUCGAUUUCUGUGAUCGGAAAACAAAUGAAUAGAGAGGGCAAAA
This is a messenger RNA of Bombus impatiens (common eastern bumble bee), 4730 nucleotides long. RefSeq names its product protein phosphatase 1 regulatory subunit 12A-like. Lineage: Eukaryota; Metazoa; Arthropoda; Insecta; Hymenoptera; Apidae. Gene Ontology annotation, cellular component: Golgi membrane; early endosome membrane. The record is from RefSeq and is a predicted model, not a curated record. Gene Ontology annotation, molecular function: R-SMAD binding. The transcript has 6 exons. Gene Ontology annotation, biological process: negative regulation of transforming growth factor beta receptor signaling pathway. Bases 1 to 2568 code for a protein of 855 amino acids.